AUGGGUACGACGCCAAGUCGAUAUGAAGAUCUAUCCCAGAACAUGCACCUGGAGAGGUUCUGUGGGAGACAAAGCAUACCUGCGAACGAUAUAUUCUGGAACAACUUUCUGUCUUACAAUAUGCGACCGCCUAUCACAAGGAACGAUCAGAUAGAGCUCGACUCUCGGUUGGAUAUAUCGUGCCAGCAGUUACUGGUCAAUAAUUUGACUACUGGCAACUUUGGUACUUUGAUACAAGUAUCUCUCAUACGUAUCAAUCAGUUGCUUGCACCUGUUCAAAAUCAAAACAUAUUAUCGGCAUGGCAGACGUACAACGCGCUGUUUGCCGUGAGAUGCAUUUUAAAAUACCUCAUCGAGACAGUCGGCGAGGAGGAAAUGCUGAAGUACAUCGAGGCACCACAGAUAACUGCGGCGAACGAGGCGCUGUCCUCUCUGAGGCUGGAAGAAUUUUUCGAAGCACUGAUAGAACUUAUUACAGAUGUACCUUUAUGUGAAUUUACAUACGUCGUUCACUUGGAGGCGAUCAAUUGUUUACUAGUGCUACUGUCGGUGCAGUUGUUCUCCAACACCGCCGCCGAAUACAGCACCGUGUACAGGAUAGCGAUGCACGCGCACUCGAGCCGACACGCAUCCGCUGUGGUGUGCACGCUGCUGCAUAAUUUUAUCCAACAGGAACACGCCCCGCCGGGAUUGCUGACGCAGCAACCCGGUGGUAGUAUCGUAUUCAGCAUCGCAGCUGGAUUGUGGAACGUGAUACGGAUGGGUAUAGGCAGUGGGUCGAAGAACGUGCAGAUCGCGCACAACGGCGCUGCCGAGGACGAGGAGAGGAAGCGCGACACGGAGACUCCGCUCGCUAGUCAAUCUCUGUUGCUUCUGUUGGUUCUCACGAAUCACUGUACCGCCGUGCAAAACCCGUACAGAAAGGCCCUUUUCUCCUUUAUAGAUAUGCAAGAGGAUUACGCUACGUCGCAGUCAAAGGCAACUGAUACUUUCAAGUUUAAUUUAAAUAAAUUAUAUAGUACUAUUUGUAAGAUACCAAAUACGGAUGAAAUCACGCUUCUGCUCUACAUGCUGUUGCAUCGGAACUCGAGUGUGAAGCAAGACAUAAUGAGGAGGCCGGACAUACAAUUAUUGGUAACUCCGAUAUUACAAAUAUUGUAUCACGCACCAAACAACACGUCGCAUCAUAUUUACAUGUCUCUCAUCAUUCUAUUAAUUUUAAGCGAAGAUGAAACAUUCAAUAAACGGAUACACGAAAUUAUGCUGAAAGGUGUAACGUGGUACACUGAGAGAUCCAUAAGCGAGAUAUCAUUAGGCGGUCUUUUAAUUCUCGUUGUGAUUCGUACGAUACAGUAUAACAUGUUUAAAAUGAGAGACAAGUAUCUUCAUACAAACUGUCUAGCAGCCCUGGCAAAUAUGUCUGCCCAAUUCACAUCGUUACAUCCAUACGUCAGUCAGAGAUUGCUGAGUCUGUUUGAGACCCUCGCGAAAAAGCACACGCGAUUAGAAGCAAGAAUACGAGCGGAAAUACCGGCUCGUGAGGAAAGUGUUAUUAAUUUGACUGUUAAUUUAACUGUUAAUGGAGUUGCGAAUACAGACGCAUAUGUUACUACAAGCGUGGAUAUGAUUCAAGAUUUAACGAUUCUUGAGGAAGUUCUACGGAUGAUGCUGGAAAUUAUAAAUAGUUGUUUGACCCAUAGACUCGCACACAAUCCAAAUUUGAUUUACACUCUUCUAUACAAAAAGGAUGUCUUUCAACCCUUUAGAACGCAUUCUGCUUUCCAAGAUAUCGUACAAAACAUUGACUCCGUAAUUAAUUUCUUCUCGUAUAAACUGGAACAAAAGGAUCAAUCACAAUUAGGUGUUAGUCAAGUAUUAGCCACGAUACAACAAGGGACGUUAGAAUGGCCGCGAGAUCGUUUAAGAAAAUUUCCGGAAUUGAAAUUUAAAUACGUGGAGGAGGAACAACCAGAAGAAUUCUUCAUUCCUUACGUGUGGAGCGUCGUUUGUCAAGGAGCAUUAUUGCACUGGAGCGCGGAGAACAUAAAAUUGUUCUCCCCUAAUAACGGCGAACCAACAAUCAUCGUUUGCUGAUACUGAGAUGAGGGAUGCGUUUUGCUAUAAAUUCAAAGACAUACUGUAGGAUAACGCACGAAACCGUGAGUUAAUAAUGAGAAUUAAAAAUAAAGCAAAAAUCUGAGUGACAUUUUCGUUUCGACGAAGGAGAACAGGAACCUUAAGAAUCGAAAUGCAAUAAUGCAAGUGUAUAGAGCAGAGAGACUGUACUGUUUAUUAAUUGAUAUGGCGGAUCGCGAGAAUAAUUAUUGCACGAACUACGUAUCUCCAAAAUGGAAAUAUUACCUGAGAUGAUUUAUCAUGUUUCUAUAUUUGGUACCUUUCCUGUCAUAUCAUUUUCUUGUAUAAUUGUUUUAAUAUUUGUUAUAAAGUAUAAAAGAAGUCGAGAUAUUUUAAAUAUAGUCACCCUCAUUUUGAUGUUGAGCUUUAUCUCGUAAGAUGUAGGAGACACGAUAGUUUACAUUUCUGGAGAUCAGGCUGCAUAACUUUCUUGCAGUUUUGUAUUUGGUAUUUAUAGGUUUAAAUAACAAAUGGAUGCGUAUUAUGCAAACGAGAAUGCAGCAACUGUGCGUCGAUGGGACUGGUUAAAGUUAGCGUGAAUUUUGCAUUACGAACAUUGUUACAACACAAGGUAGACUAAUUUUACGUUACUAGAGAUACCAACUAAUAUGCAUAAGAAGUUACAAUCAUCAAAGUAAUAUCGGCUCCGAAUACUUGUAUAACUUCGAGAAACGAAACUCCUUGCAAUAUCAUCUUCCUAUGUCCUGUAGAACGAGUUUCUCUGUGAAUAAUGUAAUCCCAAAACGAAGUAUAUACCAUUUCGAGAGAAAGAUAUGUAGAAACAUGUAAGAUUAUUAAAGUUUUAAUAAGUUACGUCUUUGUCACGGUAGCCUAACAAAGCAGCAUCGAACAAUGCUUUCGUUUGUGAUCGCCUUUACGUAUAUUUGUACAUAAUUAUAUAGAAUGCGAAGGAGUGAAUUAAGUUUCCAUACCGCUAAUUUAAAACGUCACAACAAUAAUAUAUGUAAAGUUCCCCGCUAUCGUUCGCGCUGUAUAUGUGCAAAUAAUUUUCAUUUACAGUAUACAUAUAUCAAAUAAAAACUUCUGAUAUUUAUAACAAAA
Messenger RNA from Ooceraea biroi (clonal raider ant), 3198 nucleotides. Its product is annotated as dymeclin. Gene Ontology annotation, biological process: Golgi organization. The record is from RefSeq and is a predicted model, not a curated record. Lineage: Eukaryota; Metazoa; Arthropoda; Insecta; Hymenoptera; Formicidae. Gene Ontology annotation, cellular component: Golgi apparatus.